Lactuca sativa (garden lettuce) is the source of this 2595-nucleotide messenger RNA. NCBI's taxonomy places the organism in Eukaryota, Viridiplantae, Streptophyta, Magnoliopsida, Asterales, Asteraceae. The record is from RefSeq and is a predicted model, not a curated record.
AUGAAACCUGAAGAUCCUCAUACUAUUUCCUUCAAUCUAUCCAGCAACAUCGGUUCUACUACUAGGAUCCCUAUUCUCUUCCCACAAGACUAUGAAUUCUGGGCCUUACACUUCGAAGACUACAUUCUGGGUAUUGAAGACCAUGAUGCAACAAUAUGGCAGGCUAUGACUCAGGAAACGUUUACUUUUUCACAUACAAAGGAGGAGGUCAUUACUUUGGAUCAGUACAAUACACUUCUUGUCGAUCAUAAAGAUGUUCCAAACGAUGAAAAAGAUAAACUAAUUAGCAACAUCAAGGCCUUGAAAAUCAUAAGGUUUGCUCUUCCCCCGGACACUUUUCGUCUAACGAGUUCGUUUGUCAAGGCUAAGGAAAUCUGGGAUAGGCUAAAGGAGCUCUACUCCAGCAAUGCAGAUCUAGAACAUUUUGUCCAGACGUUGCUUCUAUCGGAGUUUGGUGCUUUUGUUCAAAAUCCAGAAGAGACAUUAGAUCAAACGUUCAAUUGUUUUAAUCAUCUUUUAAGUAGGGUGUUAAAACACAAGAUUAAGCGUGAACCAAUAGAGCAAAAAGUUACGUUUAUGAAUGGUUUGAGGUCUGAAUGGAAGCUGGUGGGAAUUCUUAAGUCCCACGAAUCUGAAGUAACAAAGGAUGGGAAGAUUGUGUCCAUCAUGGGUUCGUUAGCCCUGAUUGCGAAGGGUAAGAAGGUUGUAGAAGAGGCCUCCGAAUAUGAUCUUUCGGACUGUGAACUCUCUAAGGAAGACUUUUCUAUGAUGGAUGAUGUUGAUGAGUUUGGACGUGUUAAAGUCAAGUCAACAGAUUUGGAAGAUGAAGAGGUUCGCAAGCCCACACAUGGUGGAUGUUUCGUAGUGAAGUCUGAAGUGCCAGAGUACAAGGGAAGAUGUUUGAUGGCGAGUAAGUGCGAGAAGGUCAUCAGUAAGGUACAAUCCAUACUCCAGUCUCUUAAUAUUCUUGUCAGUCGUUACGAAUCUGAAUUAAAUGAUUUGAAUUACAGUGUCUCUAGUUUUAGUGAUAGUUUAAAAAGAACACAUUUAAGUAAUUCUAACCUAAAUGAUCAAAUCAGCAGGGUAACAAACAAAAGUGAAGAGAGACAGAUGUGGAUAAAGAAGUUGGAGUUAGAGCUGACUAGGUUAUAUUUUAACUUUACUCAACUGCAUCUUGACUGUGAAAUAGGCAAGAAUAUACACAAAAUGAUUUUACCCUUUCUCGAAUUGAAAGAUGAUAAAAUCGAUGCAGAAUGCUACAGAUGUGAAUCCAUUGUUUCCUCUGACGAUGUAUCUGAUUCAUACAAAGUUGGACUUAACAAAAUUGAAGCGUACAUUCAAUCCAAAGAACACAAGGAUAUGCUGAAACAAAUUUUGAAUGAGAAAGAUAAAGAGCAAAUUAAAUUUGAUACUGUGCAAAAAUUUGACUCGUUAUGCACAAAAUUAAGUUCAGAAAAUACGUUUGACACUAAAAAUGUCUUUGAAUUUGAUGAAAGUGAUAUAAGUGAAAUUUCUAUAGAUGAUGAGAAAAACCUGAUCUCUGAAAAUUUAGUUGAGUUUGAUCGUAUUUGUGAAAAUAAAGGUUCAAAGGUUAUAAAAGAAAAGGCAACAGUUUUUCUGAAAGUGCAAACUGUUUCGUAUCGGGUUUUCGCAACUUAUGGACUGGACCUAAAUCAAACCUCAAAAUUGGUGUCCCUUGUAGAUGACGAUAAUGCAGAUGGGUACGACGAAUUCUUUUGUUUUGCUUAUAUUGACAAUGCAGAUGAUACCAAAGGUCUUUCUGAAAUGACCUCUUGGAAAACGAAUAGGAGAUAUGUUGUUGGACCAUUAAAUUAUGUUAACCCCUAUUUUGAUAAAGCUGGUUCGAGUGGUACCAAAGAUGUCCCAAGUGAAACAUCUUCCGAACAUACAGCGAAAGAUGUUAAGGGCAAAGGAAAAAUUGUUUCAGAACCUGAAAUUUCAUUCAAGGAAUCCGAAACAAAUUUGAAAAAGGAGGAAAAGAAGUUUAUGAAAAAGGUGAUUCGUGACGAACAGUAUGACUCGGAAUGGUAUAUUGACAAUGGUUGUUCGCAUCACAUGACUGAGAUGAGAGAAGAGCUGAGGGAAUUUCAAUCGCCGAAGGACGAAGUGAAAUUAAAGUACAAAAAUAAUGCUAAGGGAGAAAUCAAAGGAUAUGGCAUGAUCAAAAAUGGUGAAUUCACCAUUCGGAAGGUAGCAUACGUGGAAGGCCGACAACAUAACCUAAUUAGGGUGUCUCAAUUGGUUGUAGGUACUGGUCUGAAAGUUUCAUUCGAUGACGAGGGAUCUGAGAUAAUUGAGAAGAAAUCCAAAAAAUUACUUAUAAAUUCCAAAAGAAAAGGCGAGAUAUUCAUGUGGGUUUAUUUUCUUCAACAAAAAUCAGAUGGAACUUCCAAGCUUAAGGACUUCAUCAAGCACAUCGAGCUUCAACUGCGUAAGCUAGUUCAGAACGUUCGCAGUGAUAAUGGUUCGAAAUUCAAAAACAAAGUGUUUGAAGAAUUCUUGUCUAAAAAAGGAGUUGCUCAUAACUUCUCUGCUUCUUACACUCCUCACCAGAAUGGUGUUGUUGAAAGAUGA